CCGCUUGCUAAUAGAUAGUGCGAUCAGCCACCCGCUCGUUGUGAAAGGAAUUUUAUAGAGCGUGUCGGCUAUAAAUAACCGAUGCACUGAAGCAACUAUUGAAGGUUGACGAUUAUGAAUUAGAAAUUUGAAAACUUUACAAGGUAUACGAGGAGCUUUGUACACCAAAUGGAAGUGCAACUAGAAGAGCCGACAUGUACGAACAGUAUCGCGGCACCGCCUCUAACUAUUGGUGCUUUCAAUAUUCAGAUAUUUGGGAUAAGAAAAAUGCGACAGAAAAUUGUAACUGAAAUAUUGAUGAAGAUCAUAACAAGGUAUGACAUAUUGGUAAUUCAAGAAAUACGAGAUCGUCAUCAAACAUCAUUGGAUAAACUACUGAAUAAUCUCAACACCGUAGAUCCUUACAACCCGUAUAAAUAUGAAGUGAGUGAACGAUUGGGUAGAAAGGGCUGUAAAGAACAAUACGCUUUCUUAUACAGAUGUAGAAAACUUCGUAUAACUGAUGUUUAUCAGUACGAUGAUGGUGUCGACGAUGGCACGGAUGUCUUUGCACGGGAACCGUUUGCUGUUAGAUUUGAGUGUCCAACAACAGAGAUAAAAGAUUUUGCUAUAAUUGCUAUUCAUACGUCACCUAAAAAUGCCGUGCGAGAGAUCAGGGCAUUACACACAGUUUAUGAGAAAACCAAACAUCACUGGGAUCUCGAGGAUAUUAUUAUAGCCGGUGAUUUCAAUGCUGAUGGCGAUUACGUCAGGAAAGGAGACUGGGAGAAGAUAACUCUAAGGAGUGAUCGUCGUUUUUCCUGGUUGAUAAACGAUGACGUAGAUACAACAGUUGGCAGUACAGACUGUGCCUAUGACAGGUUUGUUGUUGCCGGGAAACAAUUAACUAAAGCUGUCGUUCCUGGAAGUGCUAAAACUUUUGCCUUUGAUGCGGCAUAUAACUUGACGAGAGACGAGGCAGAAGAUAUCUCUGAUCACUAUCCUAUAGAAUUGAAGAUUGCUGGAUUAGCUGAUAACAAACUGCAGCGAUACCUCAAAAGUGAAAUGUCGAUCACCAUCAACCAGAAGCAAGCGAUACCACGUAUAUCCUCAAUACGUUACAUCUACAGAGCCUCUAAAAACAAAAGAGCGGGGUUUCAGACCACUGUUCUCCGUGAAGGCUACAGAAUGUCUCAAGUUGUUGCUAAGCGACAUAGAGUCUCGGACGUUGUGACGUGUAUGAAACAUUUUAGCCGAUCAUUUCCGGAUGUGAUCAAACCAGAGACAAUAUCAAUCAUAACGGCGUAUAUGAAUUCAGCAGCGUUAAAGCAACCGCCGUACGUUUACGGUCUCGUAACACAUGCCUGUAAACGGUCUUUUGAUGUAACGGUCACCUGCCAGUUGAAAGCACCUCUAUUAUGUGACGUAACUAUUACAAAGGCAAUAAGUUAGAAAUCGUAGUAUUAAAAACCUUUUAAAGAUACAUUAUGCAAUCGGUAAAUCUGUCUAUUGCAGGCCACGAGUUCACAAAGCAUUCUCAGACUUAAGCAAAGAAUUUACUCAAAAUUAUUCGCUUUAUUUGAACUAAAAUAUAGCCCUUUAUAAAACUUUUGUCGUUUUAAUGUAUCAAAUACAUCAAUAAGAAACUAUGUGCAAGGUUUUGUAUUUCUUGAUCAAAGAUAUUUCUCAUAAACAGUGAUUGAAAGUUGGGUAAAUUCUUAAUUUAAGUCUGAGAAUGCUUUGUGAAGUCGGGUCCUUGUCUUUUGUUCAGCUGCAUUAUGAUUUACAUGAUCGUCGAGCCCAUAAUGAAUAACUUAACAUUUAAUAAUUUAACGUUUAAAUUAAUUUUCAUUUUUUUGUUUAUCAUCGUAGCAAUGGUACAUGACAAUCGAGACUAAUUCAGCUAUAUCAUAUCAAAACUUCAAACAUUCAUAAUUUCGCUCAGAAUAAAGUAAUUUGAAUGAAAUUUUCAAUAUAUUCAUUUUUCAUUAUCUAUUUUUAAACUAUUAUAGCAAGUACGGCCAGUUCUUUUACCACAUCUAUUAACAUCACAGUGGAUCUCAUGAUGUGCUAUAUAUGUUUGUUGGCUGUGGUGUCCGUAUACUGCAGUGGUUCUCAACCUUUUUUUUACCAACAGCACACCUUGGAACACAUGCAAACAUAGCGGCACACCUGGCUUAAUAUAUAUGAAAAAUAUUUGAAUUUUGCAAAAAAACAACAACACAGACUAGUCAUAGACACAUAUAAUGACUCAAACUAAAUAAAGAAAAAUACAGCUAUGAACUUACUUUAUUGCAAAGUGUUUCGAAUUUCAUCAGUCAAAUAGCUGACUUCUUUAGUGAGACAUUUUCUUAGUGUGCCGUUCAAAAUGUCGCGGCACACUUAGGAAGGUCUUGUGGUACACCUCUGUGCAGCGGUACACUGGUUGAGAAUCACUGGUAUAUUGUGUAAAUGUUUGUGUGUUGUGCACCCCCCCCCCACUACAUUUACUAUUACAUAGUGCACCUUUAACCUAUUAGUUUUGUAUUUUAUGUCCUUAAUAACCUGGGGGGUUGGAUGGCUGAAUGGUUAGUACCAUAAAGUCUUUCAUUGAGUCAACUGGCGUGGUUUCGAUUCCCUGGUUGUACGUGACAAGGAGUAGGGUCGCCUGUCCAACCUCGUGGGUUUUCUCCGGGUCCUGCGGUUUCCUCCCACUGCUAACAACCCCUACGCACAAGCGAAUUAUUCAAAAAAACUAAACCAUAUGUUAGUCCCGAAAUUAUUGAAAUAAAAUUGAACCAUAUGUUAGUCCCGAAAUGACCUAGUUUGUGUAGAGUGGACGUUAAACCCCAAUUCUCUCUCUCUCUCCUUAAUAACCUGUUUAUCCUCUUUAAUGUCGCCCAUGUAAAGCGCAAAUCGGGGAUGGUGGAUGGGGGAGGAGACAUCCAACCCAUGCCGAUUUGUUUGUAUACUUUAUAGAAAUCAAAUUUAAUUCUAUCAACAUUAUUUUUAAUGUUUUAUUUUAUUUUACAAAUAAAUAAUUAGAACAAAGAA
Molecule: messenger RNA, 3012 nt
Organism: Patella vulgata (common limpet)
Lineage: Eukaryota; Metazoa; Mollusca; Gastropoda; Patellidae
Product: deoxyribonuclease-1
Exons: 10
Coding region: 169-1431 (420 amino acids)
Biological process (GO): DNA catabolic process
Cellular component (GO): nucleus
Molecular function (GO): DNA nuclease activity
Source: RefSeq, a predicted model, not a curated record